AGAAACUCCAGACCACACUCGACCCCUCACUUACAACUCCCAACUCUAAGCCGCCGCCCGACGCGGCGCCUCGGCGAGUUGGCAUGUGAGCAGGCCAUCGCUGUAGCCUGCGGCGGUGGACCGGUCAGUACUACUUGUAGUGCGCUGCCAUGGAAUCCUGAUAGCUCAGCGUGCCGCAUGCAUGAACGUUAGGAUCAGGCUGUUGCGCGCUGUAAAAUGACCGUUUCACCAGUUCAGCGAUCAUUACUUCGAGCCUCUCCCCUACCGUAUCCCAUCGGCCGGUAGGUGGCGUUUAAGACUAGAAUCGGACCCUAGAGGUCAAAGGGAUACCGGUACCAGGUAUAAUGGUGCCAGUGGGCCAUUCGAUAUACAAAGGGCGAAUCCUUGCCUUUCCAGAGCUAGAACUAGACAAUCGCUGUAAACGCAGGCACUCUCCAGACACCUGAAAUAUUGCGCCAGCGCGCCGAAUCCGACUCCGCAGCCCUUACAGUACUCGAGUAUAUCCUCUUUUUUUCCCUCCGCGCAUUAUUGCAAAACACUUGAGGAGUGGAACGAACUCGAAAGAAGAAACUCGAGUGUCUUAGAUAGUUCCCAUAAGACACUUUCCAGGAGCUUUAUGAGGGCACCCGCAUUUUGUUGGCUUUAUCAGCAAGAAGAGGUCUAGAAGCGUCCCGAUCGUCAAUGGAUUACCCAAAGGAGAGUCCUUGUUGGAUGCAGUUUUCUUUUUACGAUGGCUCGGGCUGCCCAGGGCAUCCGAGUUUUCUUCUUCUCCCAAUCGUUCAGUUUUUCGAGUGUUUUGCAAAGCGCGAUCCUUUUUGUGCAAUACCAGUUUAUAUACCGGCAACUACUUUCGUACAGUACUGUACCGGUACGUGUCUUCCAUUUUUCUCUCCCUUGCCUCUUAGCGGUAUCCAUACGGCUCCUCUCCUUCCAAGUGAAAUCUAUCCGUCCAGCGUUCCCCCCUUAGUCCACCACCCCCUCACCUACCUUCUCCAUCCCUUCCCACCUUCCCCACCAGAAAGCCAGCCAGAGCGCGAGACAAGCAUCGGAACGCUGCUGGCCCCCCGACCAGCCGUAUUCCUCAGCCCGUAUCCCUAAACUGUCUUCUUGCGACUCGUACACCUUGAGUGCGAGUACGACUAGCUUACGCUACCCUCAACAAACUUUACCCUACCUUUCCCUCCUUCCCUCCUUCCCUCCUUCCCCUUCAUUCUUUCCUCUUUCCUUCCUUCCACCUUCCUCACCCUUCCUUCUCUAUCUCUGAGUCUCGAUCCAGCCCGCAACCUUCCAUCACUCAGCAGCACCCUUCUCCGCCUCUUCUUGAAUUUGUUCUCUCCUCUCCUCCAGCUUUGGCCUUUAUAAUAUAAGAAGGGUUGGCCCUUUCAAUAUUUCCCCUUCCAUACUUCUUCUGUCGACAUUUAAUCCGUCAAGGUCAACUCGUCCACCACGUUUUCCUCCCGCUUCAUCAGAUUUCCCCCAUUCUCCUCGUCGAUCAUCCCUCUCUUUGCCGCUGCCUCGAUUAACAAAAAGCACCAAGCUUCAAACCUUGUUCUUCAAACAAGCCGUGCCAUGCACAGUAAAGUAGUCAGUGAGUUUUUUAUUCUUCCUUUUUCAUUCCGCUCGUUAUCUUUCCCACGGGUUUCUCCUGUCUGCACGUGCUAACCUAUUUUGCCCUCUUCACAGUCAUUGGGUACGAAUUGACCGAUUACCCCACCAUUAUGAGAUUAACCCUCCCCCCGCUAACCUCAUCCCUCAUUGAUCCAGGUCCGGCCCGGCCGCCCAUACCGCCGCGGUAUACCUGGCUCGUGCAGAAUUGAAACGUUCGUAGCGGCCUCCACUAACUUGCAGGGUGGGCCGGCCUGGCUGACAUCGCGCUCUUGAUACAGCUGUCAUGUACGAAGGGAUGCUUGCGAAUGGAAUUGCGCCCGGUGGACAGUUAACGACAACCACAGACGUCGAAAAUUAUCCAGGCUUUCCUAACGGUAUUGGUGGCCAAAAGCUUAUGGUAGGUUUCACGCGUCUGGUCUUGUCAACACGGAGAUGUCCUUCCGGCUUCUCCCCCGACGACGUGACAACUAACUCGGAGCUAUUUGGAUAGGAUGCUAUGAGGGAACAAAGUGAACGAUUUGGAACAACGAUAGUCACGGAGACUGUUUCAAAGGUUGACCUGUCGAAACGGCCAUUCAAAUAUUGGCUUGAAUAUUGUGAGGAGGAAGCUCCGAAUACAGCCGAUGCCCUGAUUUUCGCUACUGGAGCCUCGGCCAGGAGAUUACACCUUCCUGGAGAAGACACAUAUUGGCAAAAUGGCAUUAGUGCUUGUGCCGUGUGUGACGGAGCUGUACCCAUAUUCAGGAAUAAACCGUUGGCUGUUAUCGGUGGUGGGGACUCGGCCGCUGAGGAGGCCAUUUUCCUGACAAAGUAUGGAAGCAAGGUUACCGUCCUUGUGCGAAAGGACAAACUACGUGCCUCCAACAUCAUGGCCAAGAGACUCAGUGCUCAUCCCAAGGUCGAGAUCCUUUACAACACGGUAGCGACAGAGGCAAAGGGGGAUGGCAAACUUUUGCACUCACUUGCUAUUAAAAAUGUUGUUACUGGUGAAAUCCGCGACCUCUCGGCAAGCGGCUUGUUUUACGCUGUUGGACAUGAGCCCGCUACUGCUCUUAUCAAAGGACAGAUUGAGUGCGAUGAAGACGGAUACAUCAUUACCAAGCCUGGAACCUCAUAUACUAGCGUUAAGGGUGUUUUCGCCGCGGGUGACGUUCAGGAUAAGCGUUACAGACAGGCAAUUACCAGCGCGGGUAUGUAUCCCAAUUGCUUUAGGUCUCAUUCUUUCAUGUGCUUCAGGCUCACCACUUCCGAUAAGGAUCCGGAUGCAUUGCAGCUCUUGAGGCCGAGCGGCUAUUGGCAGAGGAGGAGGAGGAGGAGGAAGCCGCAGAACCCAUGUAAGGCCCUGAUUUCAAAGUCAUCCAGUCAUGUUUUGGAGUUUGGACUGUCCUAAGUUACUAAUUUGUAGAACCUUCGUCGUAUCUUUAGUGUCGAAACAAAAAAGAGUGAAGUUAACGGCAUUGCCCCACAGUUCAAAACUCAUCCUAUGAUUUAAGGUUGGCUGAGUCAAGUCGGUCUGUCUGUAAUUCCCUGGUGUUUGUGUCUUAAUUGGGUCUUUGAGUUCUGGUGUUCCGCGGCAUGGCCAAUAAAAAUAAAAAAUCCCACAGGUACAUAGUUUCGUAUUGAUUUUGGACGACAAUGUUCUCCCGGAUUUUCGAUUGAGACAAGAACUAGUGUGGGGAAAGGGGGGGUUGGUAAUUUUUCUCCUUAUUUUUUUUCUCGUGUUUUACUUGGCUCUUUGGAUUAUCUUUUCUUUACGGCUGGGCAUCUUUCAUAUUUCUGUUCCCUUUCGCGAUUCAGUAUAAAUUUUUAGAACGUACGGUAGACGAGGAUUGGGGUUAACAUUAUGGAUUGUGUCUUACACCUGUAACUAGAUAUUGAACUACCCUGAAUACAGUGCAUUGCGGUGAAUGAUACGCAACCGCACGCCCUAUCUAUGUCUUUAACCGUGUCAAGUACCGGUGCUAGUGCUAUGAUUGAUACGAAGUCUAGAAAGAGAGAUCCGCCCUCGGGUCCAUCGGUCCAGCCACGGCAACAUCAAGGAUUCCCGCAUGUCGACCAGCUUACAAAUGCUAUGUAACCAACUUCCACCGCCGUAGUCCGGAGCUAAUCUAGCGCCAACCUCUCGAUCAACACCCUGGAGCGGGAAGGGGUUAACCAACCAAUCAGCCGAUGAAGAUGAUAAGACUCAUGGCCUCUCGGUAUGCCAUGCGUGCUAUGAAACAAUAGAGUAUGACAGGCUAUCAUAUGCUUGCCCGAGCGGGGGACACGGCAGGAAAAGACGAGUCGAGCUUGGACUCGGGACCUGGCAGGAUGCGGCACAAACCCACUCAGUGAUAUGCUACCGGUAUGCUAUCCUUGCCCUUCCCGUUUUUCCUGUCUGAUUUGGUCCGGUCCGGUCAGCCUGGCUUGAUCCGUUAUACGCUGUGAGUCUCUGAUGGCCA
This is a messenger RNA of Tuber aestivum (summer truffle), 4049 nucleotides long. Lineage: Eukaryota; Fungi; Ascomycota; Pezizomycetes; Pezizales; Tuberaceae. The record is from the annotation of a GenBank genome assembly.